Molecule: messenger RNA, 2948 nt
Organism: Mytilus californianus (California mussel)
Lineage: Eukaryota; Metazoa; Mollusca; Bivalvia; Mytilida; Mytilidae
Product: zinc finger protein 25-like
Exons: 3
Coding region: 144-1901 (585 amino acids)
Biological process (GO): regulation of transcription by RNA polymerase II
Molecular function (GO): RNA polymerase II cis-regulatory region sequence-specific DNA binding; DNA-binding transcription factor activity
Source: RefSeq, a predicted model, not a curated record
UCGGGUUUAACCAAUCAAUGCUAGUGUCACACAGCUUCCAAAUGUCACAAAAUAGGUCUAUUGAAUUCGUCAAAAAAGGAGAACAAAUCAUAAGGACCAGUAACUGACCCUUUGUGAAGCUGUGCCUAUUUGGAUACAACAGAAUGUCACUAGAUACUUGGAGUGAAGUUUGUCUUAAUAUUACCAAUGAUGUCCAAGAUGAAGCAAGCUGUGAAGAUAAUGAGAAAGCAAAUAGGGUCCAAUCAAUGGAAGUUACAUGUAAUGGACAGAAUAUAGAAAAUGAAUCCAUUGAAGAUACUGGACUUAAUGGAAAAGAUAUAAAUGUUAAAUCAAGUGGUAACAUAACAGAUAUAAAAAAUGAAUCUGUCAAAGAUAUUGGAGAAGAUAUAGAAGAUUUAUCUGAAAGAAGAGAUGUAAAAGAGAAAUCGAUUGGCGAUAAAGGAAUAGAGGAAAAAGAUAAAUUGAUUGAGGAUAAACAUGAUAAAGGAAUAGAUGAAAAAGAUAAAUUGACUGAGGAUAAAGGAAAAGAUGAAAAAGAUAAAUUGACUGAGGAUAAAGGAAAAGAUGAAAAAGAUGAAUCCAUUGAAGAUAAAGUAGAAGAUAUAACAGAUGAAUCCAUUGAAGAUAAAGUAGAAGAUAUAACAGAUGAAUCCAUUGAAGAUAAAGUAGAAGAUAUUACAGAUGAAUCCAUUGAAGAUAAAGAGAGAAAUAUAAAAGAUAAGUUCAUUGAAGAUAAAGAAAGAGAUGUAAAAGAUGAAUCAUUUCGAGACAUAGCUGAUAGUUCCUCGGAUUCCAGUGAAUUUGAAAGUACUAUUGAUCCCCCUUGUGAAAAGUGUGGGAAAAAAUUAGGAAAUAGAGUCCUCACUAAAAGUGAUCCUAAGGUUGAUACAAAUAAAGUCCUUUCUAAAACAUGUAAAAGGGAUUCUAAGGUUGGUACUGGAGAUACAAGUAGUAUGUGCAUAGCUUGCAGGCAGGACAUUUUGUACAGAAAUUCUGUAACUGACUUCGUUGACUCAGAAACUGAAGAUAAAACCUUUAUGUGUAAAAUAUGUCAGAAAAUAUUUACAACUCAAUCUUAUAUUAGGAGGCAUGUUAAUAGGCAUGCAGGAAAAAGGAAAUAUACAUGUCAAAUUUGUGACAAAAUAUUUACUCAAAACUCAGACCUAAAAAGGCAUGCAAGGACACACACAAAGGAAAGACCUUACUUUUGUAGUACAUGUGGGAAAAAGUUUAAUCAAGUAUCAAACUUAAAAACACAUUGCCUAAUACACGAAGAGCAAAAGCCAUUUAUCUGUGAUCAUUGUGGUAAGGGGUAUACCCAGUUAGCAAACUUGCAAGCUCAUCUUAAUGUGCACAAAGGUCAUAAAAUUCAUAUUUGUGAAUCCUGUGGCAAAGGAUUUUCUACAACAUCCCAGUUGAAAUCUCACGUACGAGUCCAUACUGGUGAAAAAGCAUUUUGUUGUCAUACAUGUGACCAACAUUUUCCUACCAAGUAUCAACUUAAGAGCCAUUACCAAAUGCAUUCUGGGGAGAAACCCUUUAAGUGUCAAAUUUGUGACAAAGGAUUUUAUCAGAGUUGUGACUUAACGAGACAUAAAAAAGUACAUACAGGUGAAAAACCAUAUAAAUGUAAGAAAUGUGGUUAUAGCUGCUCACAGAAAUCAUCACUCAAGAUACAUGAUCGAUCACAUACUGGUGAAAAGCCACAUUGCUGUGAUGUUUGUGGUAAAGGUUUCGCUCAGUCUUAUUCUCUUGUAUGCCAUAUUCGAACUCAUACAAAAGAAAAACCCUAUGUUUGUAUUUUAUGUGGUAGAGGGUUUGCCCAAUCUGCAAAUCUUAAUUCACAUUUUGCAACACACAAAAGUCAUAAAGACAGUGAUGUGGUCCCACCUAAAGUCUAGUACAAGUUUAGAUCAGCCAAAGAGUUACAUGUACCCGAAACAAGUUUUUUUUAAUUACAUGUGUAUAUGGUACAUAUAAGAUGGAGCCAUUGUAGUCAAAAUAUUUGCAUUCUUAAGAGUUCUCUCUUUAUUUCAGCUGGUCACUUUGAAAAUAAUUUUAUCUCUAAAAGAAAGAAAUUUUUAACUGUGAAAAUCAGUGAAAUCUAUGUUAGAUUACCAUUUACUUAUUUGUCUGCAUAUUUGAAUUAUUAAUUCUAGGACACCUUGUUUUAAGUAAUCAGGAAGAAUGAACUUGAUAAAGACCAAUAUGAAAAAUCCUGAAAAUGUUAUGUUAAAUUUUUAUCACUUUGAAAAAUCACAUGUAUUUAAAUGUUUUUUUUUUUAAUACAAGAAAAAAAAAUAAAAUGCAGAAAACAGAAACUUGAUUUUAGGUCAGGUCAAGGAUAUAAAUGACAAGAACAUAGUGAUGAUAGUUGAAUUAUAUUUGGAUAUAUUUCAAUAAACUGUACUAAUAAAAAUAUACAUGUACAUGCAAAUUUAGACAUGCCAGGGAUAGAAAUGAAAUCCUGUGAAAUUCUGUAAUAGGAAAGUAUAUAUGCAUGUACAUGUAUGAAGUAUAGAAAAUGCAUAAAUUUUAUGUAUAGUCGUGAUAGUGUUUAACAGUAAAUUGAUAUAAGGAGUUUGACUAUUGUUGACUGAAAGCUGCAAACACAUGAAACAGUAUCUUCUUUUUUUUACAAAAAGAAGUACCUCAACAUUUUCUAUGUGUCAAUAAAGUAAAAUUUCUUUGGAAGAAUUUGAGUCAAAAUGGAGUAAAAAAAAGAUAUGAAGACAUAGAUAUUUUAAGUAAAAUGAGUAUAAAAACAAUUCAUGUAUAUAUUGUCAAAAUCUGUAAUUUCAUUGCACUCUCUGAGAAAUAGGAGAGAAAUACUCUGUGGGCCUUUUUACUGGUUCAAAUAAAUUCUAUAAAUUUUAUCUUUUUAAUUCCAUUAUUGUAGUGUAUGAGUAUUUGUAAAUGUAUAUAUAUUAAAAUAUACAAAGUCAUUA